AUGGCUGCUCCGCCUCAAUAUCUGGAUCAAUACGAGAAUCCAUACUUCCUGCACAGCUUCCGAUCAUGCCGGAUUGAUUCUCGUCUCCGAUCGUCUUCAAUCUGUGCUGACUUCCACUCAUGGCGUCGCUCUGUUCGGAUGGCGUUGAAUGUUCGGAAUAAACUGGGUUUCAUCGAUGGAACAUUCCGAAACCUCCUGCAGAUCAUCGCGAUGCCGGCUCUUGGUCACGCUAAUAUCCUAGCUAGAUUCAAGCAAGAUGAUGCUCCUCGUGUUUUUGAGAUUGAACAACGUUUAGGAUGCUUGCAACAAGGCUCUAUGGAUGUUAGUAGCUUCUAUACCGAAUUGAUGACUCUUUGGGAAGAGUACAAGAAUUAUAUUGAGCUUCCUGUGUGCACUUGUGGUCGCUGUGAAUGUAAUGCUGGCUGCUUUAUGGGAAUCGUUGCAACAACGGAGCAGAGUUAUGAAGUUCUUGAUGGGAUUGAAUGA
Molecule: messenger RNA, 486 nt
Organism: Microthlaspi erraticum
Lineage: Eukaryota; Viridiplantae; Streptophyta; Magnoliopsida; Brassicales; Brassicaceae
Source: the annotation of a GenBank genome assembly